Drosophila willistoni is the source of this 1195-nucleotide messenger RNA. RefSeq names its product cell wall transcription factor ACE2. Bases 199 to 1056 code for a protein of 285 amino acids. The record is from RefSeq and is a predicted model, not a curated record. NCBI's taxonomy places the organism in Eukaryota, Metazoa, Arthropoda, Insecta, Diptera, Drosophilidae. The transcript has 3 exons.
UUGUUUUCAAAGUCAUUACGUGUGCGGGACGCCAAGUUAACUGAAUAACAAAUUGUGCAUUUUAAAUCGCCCUCGAACAUACAAUUCAUACAAUCUUUUGGUUUGGUCUUGGAAUCGGUCUCUGUCUCUUCCUGACGACAACUCACAUUGCACCGCUUUUGCUUAUUCUUUGAAAUUAACACGCAUUUGGCAUACAAAAUGGAUAAGCAAACACUUUUAUUUCUCUUCCUGGGCUUGAUUUUAUGCCUGGAAUCUGGUUCUAGCCAAGCCGCUCGUCGUUUACGCAAGAAGCCAAAGGUUUAUAAUGCCCUCAUCACUACCGAUGACAAUCUAACAUCGAGUCGCGCUUAUCCUGUCAUACAACCAACAAUACAUGAGCCGGGCUAUGCUCCAUUUGGUCCCUAUAAUCCUUAUGGUUUCUAUAGUCCGCCUGUGGUGAGAUUUGGUCAGCCAAUAGUUCCUGGCUUAGAGCCCAAUGAGAGAUUACCCUAUCCGUUGCCUGCUGGCUUUGCAACGAGCUACGAGGAUGCCCAUUCUGUUCAGCCACAGCCGCAAGGAAUUCCUGCUCCAAAUCCAACGGAACCCAAGGAAAUGCCCAAAGAGCAAUUACCGCAAUUGCCGCUGAACGAGCAAGGAUUACCACCUGUCCUUAUACCGCUGUCCUCGCAAUAUAAUGGCCAGCCAACUCAUCUGCCGGCCUAUCCCUUUAGCCAAUAUCCGGUGAUAUAUGAUCAGGCUGGUUAUAUACGACAAAACUAUUUGCCGCCCUACGAUUACUAUCCCAGCCAGGGUUAUCCCACACGCGUAAAUGCAGCACAGCAGCCUCAGCAGCAGGAACAACCACAGCACCAGCCACAGCCUCAGGUUCAGGAUCAAUCUCAAUCUGAUGAGGAGGUGGAGGAUAUACAACCAUUGGCUUUGGAAAAUCUAAAUGCCACACCUAGUUUUGAGGACAUCAAAAAUGGGUCGGAGAACAAAAAUAUUAAUGUGCCAGAUGUACCCCCACCACCAAUACCAUCUGGACCAAAACAACGUCCCAGACCCAAGAAUAAUUGAUAAUUGAAGGAAACAAUCCCAUCCAAAUCCCACGUAUUUAUUACCAUUUUUGUAUUGUACAAUUCUCGUUUAACCCGUAAGCUAUAAGUAAAUAAAAGAGUUCACAGAUAAACAAAUAAAGUACAAAGCGGUGAAUGAA